CCUCACUUGACGGCACAACUCUCGACAGUUCGGAGCUAAAAAAAAAAACUUAAAAAAAAUUUUAACAAAAACUUAAAACUCGAGCAAAAUGAAACAUUUUCAGCAGGACUUGCAACGGCCGAAGAAAAUGGCCACAUUUCGCAUUCUGAUACUGGGCGAUCCAGGUGUGGGAAAGACUUGCGUGAGCAACUUGCUGGCCAACAGCCCGAUGACGCCCACACGUUCCUCCCGGACCGUGUCCGACAGCGAGUGGACCGUGCAGGUGCGUCUGCACCAGUACACCCCCAUCUUAGAGUGCCCCCCCCUGCCAAUGGAGGGGCUAGAGGGGCCAGAGGAGCCCGAGGAGCGGCCAGCCGCCUCUGGUACGAUGCACUUCGUCGAGAUCUACGAUAUGAACCGCGCAGCGAAGGAGUGUCCCGGCGACAGAAAGCCCUUGUACAGGAAGAUGGACGGCAUCGUGUUGGUUUACAACUUGCAGGACAUGGAGUCGCAGGACAACCUGCACGACUGGAUGUACGGGCCCCUGCUGGAGAUAAGCCAGCAGCGCAAACGCAAGCGAUUGCUGAACCACUACCAUGUGCCCAUUCUGGUCGUGGGCACCAUGCUCGAUCGGCUGCCCGAGCGUCCGCCCAAUCGCCGCGGCGCCAUCGCCCACCAAUUGGGGGUCGAGGAGAUCCUGAUCGAUUGCCUGGACCCAAACGCACUGGGCAAAGGCACCCGCAAUCAGGGCAAAGUGUCGCACUUCCUGAACAGAGCCGUCGACUGGAUGCGUAGCCUCGAAUGAAUAUUUUACACAUCUCACAUCCUACAUCUGUGUUCAUUGGCCAUAAUAUAGAUGUUUAGUUGAUUA
Messenger RNA from Drosophila miranda, 850 nucleotides. RefSeq names its product rab-like protein 3. The record is from RefSeq and is a predicted model, not a curated record. Bases 89 to 784 code for a protein of 231 amino acids. The transcript has 2 exons. NCBI's taxonomy places the organism in Eukaryota, Metazoa, Arthropoda, Insecta, Diptera, Drosophilidae.